ACUUCCUUCUCGAUAGUUGUACUUUUUAACUCUUAAAUUAUUUUUCAGAAUGAGGGUUGCAACUGGUGUGGUUAUGGUUUUUGUCCUGUGUGGACUCUGCAUGGCUGAGUAUAGUGAGAAACAACAGGCAGCUCUUAACGAUGUGGCCACCAAGUGUAAGAAGAAGCUCGAUCUUCCGGAGGAUUCCGACAUUCCCAAAGCUGUCCAGUAUGGUGACUUUGCUGAAAAUGGUGAUCUCAAGAAGAAAUACGUCUGCUGCACCAUGCGAAUGAUGAACUUUAUCGACGAGCAGGGCACGAUCCAGAAGGAAGUGCUGUUGGACUUCCUGACCGACAAGUUCGACCGUAAACUGUCCACCGAAGUGGUCGAAAAGUGCGCCACCGUCGAGGGCGAAUCCGUCGGCGAAAAGGCCAACGCGUUCUUCAAGUGCUUCUUCCUGUCCAAAUCCUUCGACAUCUAAAGAAGUGUAGAGUAGACGCGGAUAAUAAAGUGCAAAUGA
Molecule: messenger RNA, 499 nt
Organism: Culex quinquefasciatus (southern house mosquito)
Lineage: Eukaryota; Metazoa; Arthropoda; Insecta; Diptera; Culicidae
Exons: 3
Coding region: 50-460 (136 amino acids)
Molecular function (GO): odorant binding
Source: RefSeq, a predicted model, not a curated record